Molecule: messenger RNA, 2196 nt
Organism: Rhincodon typus (whale shark)
Lineage: Eukaryota; Metazoa; Chordata; Chondrichthyes; Orectolobiformes; Rhincodontidae
Gene: pnn
Product: pinin, desmosome associated protein
Exons: 9
Coding region: 43-1971 (642 amino acids)
Cellular component (GO): catalytic step 2 spliceosome
Source: RefSeq, a predicted model, not a curated record
GCCUAUUCCCAGAGUGCUGCGCGCACGGCGGCGAGAGAAAAGAUGGCGGUGGCGGUGCGAAGUUUACAGGAUCAACUGGAGAAAGCGAAGGAAAGUUUGAAGAAUGUGGACGAGAACAUUCGGAAACUGACUGGCCGGGAUCCGAACGACCUCAGGCCCGGCCAAGCUAGGCGGUUAUCCAUCACAGGUCCUGGUGGAGGUAGGGGACGUGGGCUUGGAUUACUUAGACGUGGACUCUCUGACAGCGGAGGAGGUCCCCCAGCUAAACAGAGAGAUUUAGAUGGGGCACUCAGCAGGCUGGGAGAUCGUCGAUCUAGGAGAGAGUCACGUCAAGACAGCGACGCAGAGGAUGAUGAAGAUACAAAAAAGCCAGCGUUGCAGUCUUCUGUUGUUGCUACCUCCAAAGAAAGAACACGCCGAGACCUUAUUCAGGAUCAAACGAUGGACGAAAAAGGCAAAGAAAGGAAUCGGCGGAUGUUUGGCCUGUUGAUGGGUACUCUGCAAAAAUUCAAACAGGAAUCUAAUGUUGCAACUGAGAGGCAAAAAAGGCGUCAGGAAAUAGAGCAGAAACUUGAAGUGCAAGCUGAAGAAGAACGUAAACAAGUAGAAAAUGAGAGGAGAGAAUUAUUUGAGGAACGUCGUGCUAAACAAACUGAGCUAAGACUUCUAGAACAAAAAGUGGAACUGGCCCAGUUGCAAGAUGUAUGGAAUGAACAUAAUUUAAAAAUAAUCAAAUACAUCAGAACCAAGACAAAGCCUCAUUUAUUUUAUAUACCUGGCAAACAUUGUGCAGCUACUCAAAAGCUUUUGGAUGAAUCACAAAGGAAGAUGAAUGGUAUUUUUGAACACAGGCGCCUGGAGUUUGCAGAUCAAAUUAACAGAAUGGAAGUUAGACCUAGACGUCAGUCACUGAAGGAAAAAGAACAGCGAGAGGUGCAGAAGGAAGAGCAACAAAACGAGGAACAGGAGGGUAAGGUGGCUCACCAUGAGGAGGUGGAGGAUUUGGGUAACCAGAAUAAUGAUGUAGAAAUGGAGGCAGCAGAAGAGGAAGUGGAAGUAGUUGCAGUUAAAAGUGUAGAGAAACAGCAGGAGAAGCAACAGGAAGUGGAGGCUGAGGAAGAAGAGGAGAUAGAGGAGGGGGAAAACAACAGCCAGUCAGAGAGUAUGCCUGUUGAUGAUAAGGAAGUAAGCCAAAAUGUGGAGAACGAUCAGGAUAUGGUGGAGGAAGUAGAUGAGUGUAGGGAGGAGAGAGUAGAAGAAGUUUGUAAGGAACCUGAGCCGGAGCCGGAGCCAGAGCCUGAGUUGGAGCCAGAAUCUGAACCCAAGCCAGUACCUGAGUUCAAGAACAAACUGGAAUCCGAGCCCAAGCCUGAGCCAGAGCUUGAAUGUUCGGUUGGGAAUGAACCAGAGCAAGCAAGUCCUGUAAGUACUCAGCCAGUGGAUUUACAAGUAGAGCCAGUUAGGGUGUCACCAAGGAAAAGCACAAGUAGGAGCAAGAGCAGUAGCAGGAGUAAAAGCAGAGGUCGUGAGAAGACCAAGAGUAAAAGUAGGAGUCGAAGCAGCAGUAGCACUAGCUCUAGUAGUAGUUCAAGUACCAGUAGCAGUGGCAGUAGCUCAAGCAGUGGUAGCAGCAGUAGAAGCAGUUCCAGCACGAGCAGUAGCAGUGGCAGUAGUAGCAGAGAUAGCAGCAGUAGCACUAGCAGCAGUAGUGAGAGUCGAAGUAGAAGCCGUAGUCGGGGUCACAGCAGGGACAGAAAGCGUAGGAGGAGUUCAGAUCGGAAACGUAGAGUUACUUCAAAUGCGGACAAGGAUCGUAAGUCAUCAAAACCCAGUAGCAAAGAUUUAAAAGGAUCCAGGGAAAAAGGGUCACGGAUAGAUAGGAAGAGAUCUAUAACAGAAAGUCAUUCAGGCAAAAGAUCUUCACGGACUGAAAGAGAUCAUAAAUUGGACAGGAAAGACAAAAAACACUAAUUCACAGAAGACUGAAAAAUGACUUUAGGAAGGCUAUAUACAAUGUACCUGAUAAAUGGAAGGAUGUUUUCUUUCAGCUGGAGGAUAAAGCCGCCUUAAGUCUUGCUUGCUGUAUAGUACUUUUAUUUGAAAACCAUGAGACUUAAAUUUGCCAUUAGUCCCUGUACUUUUACAAUGUUUUGUAUGCACAUGUUUCUCUAAUUAUAAUUAAAGUGUAUUUCUCAA